ACUCGAGCGGACGAGCAGGACCUAGACGACGACCUGUAAACGCCCGGCCAGACUGAGUCAGAUCAAGUGGUAGGCCUGCUCAAGCCCUGGGCGUGUACGGGCGCGACUGAGAGACGGACUGUUAAGUGAGUGUCUGGCAAUGUCUGAGUGAUCGCGGAUCAGGUUCGAGCCCCUGGGAGUUGGAAAGAGAACCAGCUUGAUCCAUUCCAACUCAGCGUGAGAGCCUUCUUGUGGACGUCACCAUCAUCAACUCAAUAACGUUCGACUCCAGCUGUCGAGAUUGACGGCGUUCCAUGGUGGAUGGACGGGUCCAUCGAUCCAUCCAUCCAGGACUCCCAUCGACCAACGGGCCUCCAUAUUGUUCGGAUCAUUGAGCUAGUCAUUGGGUCUACUCGCCCUUAGACGCGCUAUGAGGCCAGAGGUCAUCCGAGUACCCUACAUGCGCCCCAGCCGGAGCCGUCUUCAUGGCCCAUCUCAUUAGCCACUGUCUUAGACUCGGUAGCCAUGGCGGAUUCGGACCCUUUGGGCCUAGAACCGCCCGUCGUGUCGGAUCCGGACCCACCUCUGCCCGCUAGUCAUGAGCCCGAGCCAUUACGACCGGGCCCGGCUUCGACCAUGGGCAGUGGGCCGAUUCACCGCUCACCUUCGCCCCGAUUGCCCGGACGCGGCACGCAUCAACGCAGUGCCAGUCAUGGUGGGCGACAGCCCAUUGCGGGCAUGCCACCCUCGGUGCUCAAGAAGCCCGCGCAUCGGGGUCAUCGCCGCGUGUUCUCUCACGGUCAGAUUCCGGUGGAGGGCGAGGGUGGCGGGAAAGUCGAAUUCAAAGGCCACAAACGCUCGGGUUCCAAAACCGAGUUCAUUUUACCGCCGGGCCAUGAAGAGCGGGAACGGAAGCGGUCGGCUUCCAGCACAAAUGCGCCCGUUCUUCAACGGACCGGCUCGCACAAGUCGGGUUUGGGCCCGGGUUUGGUUCCCGGCGUGAAUCGACCCGCCUCGAACUUUCAUCGACGGCAAGCGUCACGAUCGGAUUCGUUGGCUUUUAGCUUCCGCGGUCACUCUCGUCAGGCCUCGCGGACGGAUUCGAUUUAUACGCUUCGUCAAACCACCACGAAUACCCGGAGAAAGAUCUUUUGCUUUCGUAAGAAAACCCUACUCGAUAGUGAGCCCAAGCAUCGAACCGUGCGACCCAAUCAUUGCAUUCCGGCCGAUGCCAGUGUUCAAGAUCAUCCGAACCACCGUUACUUGAACAACUUUGUCAGCACCACCAAGUACACGAUCUUGUCGUUCCUACCGAAAAACUUGUUCGAGCAGUUCCAUCGCUUUGCCAACCUCUACUUCCUCUUUAUCGUGCUUUUGAAUUGGGUGCCCGCCAUCAAUGCCUUUGGCAAGGAAGUGUCCAUGAUUCCGGUGAUUUUUGUACUGGCUGUCACGGCCAUCAAGGACAUUUUUGAAGAUCGACGACGUUAUGUCAGCGACAAAAGAGUGAACAAUCUCACGUGUCGUGUCUACAAUGCUGCACAAUCUCGAUACAUGAAAUGCCUUUGGAAAGACGUGAAGGUGGGCGACGUCUUACAUCUGUCUUGUGAUGAGCUCAUUCCUGCCGAUAUUCUCGUUUUGCGAUCCUCGGACGAGCACGGAAUUUGUUACAUUGACACUCAAAAUUUGGAUGGAGAAGCGAACUUGAAACAGAGAGAGGUGCCUCGAGGAUUCGUGGAAAAGCAAAGCGACUUCACGCCCGGGGAUUUCCGGAGCACACUCGAGUGUGAUAUGCCCACUACGAAGAUCUACCGUUUCCAUGGGUCCAUCAUUCACCCGUGGGGUGAAAGAGUACCCGUGGGCAAGGAUAAUCUUCUCCUGCGGGAAUGCGUGUUGAAGAACACAAGCUUCGUGGAGGGUCUGGUUGUGUAUGCUGGCCAUGAAUCCAAGGCCAUGCUCAAUAAUGGCGGUCCCAGGUAUAAGCGCUCCAAAUUGGAACGUCAAAUGAAUUUGGAAGUCAUCUGGUGUGUGGUGAUUCUCGUGUUAAUGUGCUUUAUGGGUGCCGUGGGUUCUGGCAUCUGGCUGGGCUCGUUUGACAGCUAUGUGCCAUUUUUGAAUACACUGUCCUUGUCAGAAACGAAUCCGGCGUUCGAAGGGUUUCUUACGUUCUGGACCUUUGUGAUCAUCCUUCAAGUCAUUAUCCCGCUUUCCUUGUAUGUGACCAUUGAAAUGACCAAAUUAGCUCAGGUCUAUUUGAUGCAUCAAGAUCUCCAAAUGUAUGACGAGGCCAAAGACAAGCCCUUGGAAUGUCGGGCUUUGAAUAUCCCAGAAGAACUAGGUCAGAUUCAAUACUUGUUCUGUGACAAGACUGGAACCCUCACAGAGAACAAUAUGGUUUUCAAGCGAUGCGCUAUUGGAGGCGUGGAUUAUGGGCACCAAGUGGUCGAUUCUGCCUCCAAAACCUUAGGAACGGGUCGUCCUAGUUUUCCGAUGCCAAAUCAUACGCUCCAAGAGCAACUGGCUUCCAUUGAUAUAGAGAGACUAAUAGAGAGAAGAGACAAGAAGCUAGGCAACGUGCCGGAGGCUCACUCUGUCCAAGAUUUUUUCCUGCUAUUGGCAGUCUGCAAUACAGUCAUUGUGGCCAAGCACCCGCAUCACGACAACAUGAAUGAAUCUGGCAUCGUGGCUGUGUCUCAAUCGGCGAGCUGUCAAAGUCGAUUGGACCAUCCACCUCCAACAAGAUUGGCCAGAGCUCAAUUGGAUGAAGUCUCCGAAGAAAGGCAUGUGUCAUCGCCAUCACCCCCUCAAUCCUUCAUGUCCACUACCUCAUCCACGGCUCCGCUUCGUCCUAUCCCCAAUUUGACCACACCAAAGAGACCCAAUCGUCUCUUCGACUACUUCCCACCCACAGCCAAGCCCCUUUCGCCAAUUGCUGCCUCCCCGGAAACAACCCCGACCGAAUCUCCCUUUCCCAGACCCAAGUAUCUUCAGUUGCCCAAUAUUCUUCAGCCCAUCUCAAAGUUAGUUUCCCAAGGAUCGCUAGUCUCGCUAGGCAAGAACACUUCGAGAUCGGCCACGCCCACUCAAGCGCUAGGCUCGGAAGUCAGGCCAAUCUACGAGGCAGAAUCGCCCGACGAACUGGCCUUGGUGGAUGCCGCAUUCGCCUACAAUUGCCGUUUGAUCAAACGAACCCCUGGUCAAGUCGUCGUUUCUCUGCCUGGCGAGGGUAUUGUCGAUUUCGAAGUGUUGCACGUGCUCCCAUUUGAUUCGGUUCGGAAGAAGAUGUCCGUCAUAAUCCGACAUCCGCAAUCGAAAGAGAUCAUCCUCUUCACUAAAGGGGCCGACAGCUCCAUCCUCUCAUCAAUUGAAGAGUCGUCAUCGGCCACGCCGAUUGUGGAGAAAACCAAAGAGGAACUAGAGUCGUAUGCCAAAUUAGGUCUAAGGGUCUUGGUGAUGGGCAAACGCAUUCUCUCUGAGGCCGAGUACGCAGAAUGGUCACGGAAACACAACGAAGCCGAGAAUUCAUUACAAAUGCGAGAGCGCCUUUUGUUCGAGUCCUUCAAUCGCAUUGAAAGCAACCUCCAAGUCCUGGGGGCCACGGGUAUCGAAGAUCGACUUCAAGAAGGAGUGCCAGAGAGCAUCGCCAAUCUCAGGCGAGCUGGAAUCGUGGUGUGGGUUUUGACCGGAGACAAACAAGAGACAGCCAUUAACAUUGCCUACUCUUGCCACUUGUUCUCCAACAACAUGGAUAUCAUCAUGCUCAAUGCCAAGAGUCGGGAUGGGGCCGAAGCUAUCAUUAAACGUCACUUGGACUCGCUCAAGCUAGAGCAAGAUGCCAGUCCAUUGCCGGAUGCCAAGGAUCGAGCUCUGGUGGUUGAUGGCAAGACCCUGAUUUACAUCCUAGACAAACGUGCCAAACUUCAAGAGAGCUUCCUCCAGCUCACGUCGUUCUGCAGUUCGGUGAUGUGCUGUCGUGCCACGCCCCUUCAAAAGGCGUACAUUGUUCGCAUUGUGAAGGAAGAACUGAAGAUGCACACUUGCGCCAUAGGUGAUGGGGCCAAUGACGUGUCCAUGAUUCAAACCGCGGAUGUGGGGGUCGGGAUCUCGGGUCAGGAAGGGAUGCAAGCCGUGAUGGCCUCUGAUUUCGCCAUAUCGAAAUUUCGCUACAUCGAGAGACUGCCUUUGUUUUCGUGUGCUUCUGGUUCCAACUCUACUGUGGCUUCUCAGGGGCCGUAAUGAUCGACCAAAUGUACCUUAUGCUCUACAAUCUUCUAUUCACGUCCUUACCGCCCACAAUUAUGGGGAUUUUUGAUCAAGACGCUCCAGACCCCGUACUCAUUGCUCGACCUACUCUCUACAAGCAAGGUCGUCUGGGCUCUGUCUACAAGCCAUACUCGUUUUGGAUCAAUAUGGGCGAUGCUCUCUAUCAAUCGCUCGUCAUCUACUUUGUGGCCCAUUGGACCUACGCAGACACGAAUGUGGACAUUUGGGAAUUUGGCACCGUGAUAUGUACCGAAUGCCUUUGUGUUCAGAAUUUGCAUUUAGCCAUUGAAACGAAAUCUUGGACAAUCAUGCAUUGGAUGUCGAUUAUUUUGUCGUUCUUCAUGUAUUUUGGUUUCGCCCUCUUUUACAACGGCAUUUGCGUGGAUUGUUUUGGAAGCAGUUCGCCCUUUUGGGUGAUUCAACAUUCGAUGGGCACCCUCCAUUUCUGGGUGAUCUGUCUCUUGGCCAGUGUUCUUGCCCUUCUCCCAAGGAUCUUUUGCCGAACCGUACAAAACUCACUUUUCCCGACUGACGUGAUCAAGGCCGUGAUGACGCAAGACCCUCUAUUGGCACGCCCACAUUCCACACUAGACUCAAAGAACAACGUCACAACCACAGAUCUGAGACCCGGGACCUAUCAAGAAAUGUCGAUUUUGGAUCCUUGA
Molecule: messenger RNA, 4904 nt
Organism: Tigriopus californicus
Lineage: Eukaryota; Metazoa; Arthropoda; Copepoda; Harpacticoida; Harpacticidae
Product: phospholipid-transporting ATPase VA-like
Biological process (GO): phospholipid translocation
Cellular component (GO): plasma membrane
Molecular function (GO): ATP hydrolysis activity; ATP binding; ATPase-coupled intramembrane lipid carrier activity
Source: RefSeq, a predicted model, not a curated record